GCCUCGGCGGGGGGAAGACUACACAGACGGGACCAAGAUGGCGGCGCCCAGCGCUGCUGCCCCGGAGAGCGAGGAGGGGCCCGGGGGUAAACCGAAGUCCCCAGCCGUCACCCCGCAGAAGAUCCGGGAGCUGAUAGACGGGGGCAUCGCCCCGGAGGAGCCCGGCCUGGAGGGAAAGGACACAUCUGCAUUAUCAGAAUCAACUAAUGGCUCUUCGCAAACAGAUGCUCUUCCUUUUGAGACAACUAGUAAAGAAGCCUUCUUCAGCAGAGUAGAAACGUUUACUUCUUUGAAGUGGGCAGGCAAACCUCAUGAGCUGUCCCCCCUGAUAUGUGCCAAAUAUGGAUGGACCAAUAUAGAGAGUGACAUGCUGAAGUGCUCCAGCUGCCAGGCCUUCCUCUGUGCAAGUUUGCAGCUGGCAUUUGACUUCAACAAGUACAAGGAGAGGUGUGCGGUGCUGAAGAAAGCUUUGUGUACUGCCCAUGAGAAGUUCUGUUUCUGGCCAGACAGCCCCUGCCCAGAUCGCUUUGCUGUUUUACUGGUUGGCGAGCCCAUAGCCCUUGUCAGUGACUUCCUGGAUCGCUUUCAAAGCCUGUGUCAGCUAGAACUUCAGCUGCCCUCCCUGAAACCAGAGGAUCUGAAAAAUAUGUCCUUGACAGAAGAUAAAAUCAGCCUUCUCCUGCAUCUGAUCGAGGAGGAACUCGAGUGCAAAACCGAAGGGGAGAAAACACCAAUGAAAUUGGGCUCUGACCUCUUUCAAGUACAUGUCCCCGCCUGCAUCCUGGCCCUCUGCGGCUGGGCUUACAGCCCUUCGUCAGGGUCCAUGCACCUCCCGGUGAUCACGUGUUCCCGCUGCAUGAGGAAGGUGGGGCUGUGGGGUUUCCAUCAGAUUGAGUCUUCCAUGCUCGAAUUGGACUCUUCCUUUGGAUUCAGCAGCACUCCCACCACGCCCACAGAGGCACGCUCGGACCGAGCCCCACUGGUGCCCACGUCUCCCCACAGGAUGAUCACGAGAAGCCAGGACACGUUUCCUCCGGGCUCGGAGCAGCACGAGAAGAGCCCAUCCCCCGUGACAGCCCGUAUGCGGAGCUGGGAUGGCUCGAGCCCCAUGGACCGGGCCGAGCCGGAGGCAUCAAGCCCGUCGCCGAGGAGCCGCCCGGUGACCCGCAGCAUGGGGCAGGGGGACAGCGUGGAGGUGCCAUCCAGCCCUCACAGGAGAGCCAAGCGGGCGCGCCUCUGCUCUUCCAGUAGUUCGGACACUUCCACCAGAAGCUUCUUCGAUCCCAGCUCUCAACACCGCGACUGGUGCCCUUGGGUCAACCCAGUGCAGGAGAAGGCCGUCUCAGAGGACACCGGCGACCAGUCGGAGCUGACAUCUGGGAAGGCGGAGCCUGGCUGGCGGGUGGUGCUGAAUGUUCUCCUGGCCGCCAGGAAAUCAAACAGAGCAGCUGACGCAGAGCUUGUGAGCAUCUCGGUAAAAUCCUGCAAGGUGUUCCGGAUCUUCCGGCAGUGGGAAGCCACGUGCUCCUCCUGAAGACCCCCGGCCAGGGAACGCCUGCCAGGCGGGCUGCAUGGGACAUUGGGUUGGAUUAGAGAGCUGUUUGCAGUUGCUUGCCAGGCAGCUCCUGGAGCCGCUCCUCCAGGCCCGGCGAGCAACGGGAGCCCUUUCCUGGGGGAUGUAGGUAAUUUGGGGGUGCCCAAAGCACGGUGUGAAGGCCACACUCGGCCCUGGCUGUAAACCGCACCCACUGCAGCUCUCAGAGCCGUUGGCUUGGGGCAGCCCCCCGCCGGCUCUGCCUUUUCCCCCACCUCCAACCAGAGCAGGCUCCAGGCGGGGAGGAUCUUUUCUGCCAAGGAACUACGUCCAUUUCAUAGAUUAGUGCAGCAGACGGGCCGAGGCCUGUCCCUCACUGCACACCAUACAGGGGCCUAUGAGCCAGGGCCCUGCUGGCUUGGGGAUGUGAUGACAGGUAGUAAUAAAAUCUUUCACUGUUGUUUUA
This is a messenger RNA of Chrysemys picta bellii (western painted turtle), 2000 nucleotides long. It is a transcript of the gene ZC3HC1, whose product is annotated as zinc finger C3HC-type containing 1. Gene Ontology annotation, molecular function: zinc ion binding. Lineage: Eukaryota; Metazoa; Chordata; Testudines; Emydidae. Gene Ontology annotation, cellular component: nucleus. The record is from RefSeq and is a predicted model, not a curated record.